Messenger RNA from Oncorhynchus masou masou (cherry salmon), 3006 nucleotides. Its product is annotated as zinc finger E-box-binding homeobox 1-like. The record is from RefSeq and is a predicted model, not a curated record. The transcript is spliced from 8 exons. Gene Ontology annotation, biological process: embryo development; urogenital system development; regulation of transcription by RNA polymerase II. The coding region runs from base 187 to 2157 and encodes 656 amino acids. Gene Ontology annotation, cellular component: nucleus. NCBI's taxonomy places the organism in Eukaryota, Metazoa, Chordata, Actinopteri, Salmoniformes, Salmonidae. Gene Ontology annotation, molecular function: RNA polymerase II transcription regulatory region sequence-specific DNA binding; DNA-binding transcription factor activity, RNA polymerase II-specific.
GGCUGGUAGCACAGAAGAAGAAACUGGAGCUACAGAGCUAGCAAACUACUGGUUUUAUUCCACUAUUUACGUUUAAACACUUCGUCGUUGGCCAUAUUUGAAGUGAACGUGAUUCAAAAUAUCCAAUAUACAUCGCAUGAGACUGUAUUUAUCGACUUUUAGUGCUCGCGAGCCAGUCGUCCAAAAAUGUCGAGUCGCCUUGCGUUCCAGACACAGCUAGCUUCCAUUAUGGAGGUAUUGGCCAAUGCAGCCGUGGCAGAAAUCUGCAAACUGGUAGACGACGACUAUGCGGUUGUAAGUUUGCAAAUGUCACAAUGUCAAAGGGAGAACAAAGGUUUGAAGCGAAAGCUGAAUCUUCUCGAGCUGAAGAUGGCCCGUGGUUACGCCGAACGAAGGCUACGGGAAAGCGCAAUGAACAGCCGUCCCAACAGCAGAGUUCAUAUCAACACCAAUGAGAAAUUCAGAUCGUCGUCUUCAUCAACUGGUGGUGUCUACGACAUACAACUAGAUCACAUGGGGAUGUGGUCAGGAGGCCCUGGAGCCAGUAAUGAUCACAACAGUCCUCAGAUGCAUCCCAACCCCAUCCGAGACAAGUCGCCAGAUCUGCAGCUUGUGGAGCCUGAGUCUCUGCUGGUCAAAGAGGAGAGGAUGGAGGAUCCCCUUGGAGACGCGGAGGCAGACGACGUACCACUGAUUGGAGAGGACGGAGUGGUGGAGUGUGGCCCUCGUGGAGGUAGCGAUAGAACUGGCCCUGGGGACUCCACAUCCCAUCCACCCACUUCAGCCCAUGGCCCAGAGCAGCUCAGCCAGCCUCAGCAACCCGAGCAGCAGCAGGGCCCCAGGAACAGGCACCGUGUGGAGUCUGCAGCGGUGGAGGACAGAGACCCUGACAUACUGCUGAUCAAGGUGGAGGAUCUGGACCCACGGGGUGGAGGACUCAGCAUCCAGGAGGGGCCGGAGGAGUCCAGCAGAGACGACUACAGAGGAGGAGCAUUACCCCUGGAGGCCACCCACCACACCUCACCCCCAGACCACACCCACCACCACCCCGGGCCGACCAGGCACCACACCACGGAGCCUGCAGCUGCUGAAUCAUCUCCAUCAACACUAAGACUGGGACAGAACCUGGGAAGUAUCACAGCAACAGGAGGACCUGACCUGACAGCAGAGUGUACUGGGGAGUCCUCCUCACAAAAAUGUAUUGGAACCACCAGUCCCACAGCGAGCCUAGGUAAUAAAGCCAAUAUCCCCAAGGGAGCACCAGACAACACAACUCCAACCCAGACCACACAGCAGCUCAGCAAGCAGAGAGCAGCCAAUACGCUAAGCUCUGAGUACUCACUGUUUGAGCUGGAGACCUUCUUCACACGCUGGGCCCCAGACACAUCGGCAUCAACAUCGCCCUCUGGUGGUCCCUCGUGCUCCUACACCGACGACACUACGGAAACUGACCCAGACUGCCUCAUAGUCGACCCAGAGCCUAAGCCCCAGCUCCUCUCAGCGACUGUCAGGCCCCCAGGGGAGGGUGUGCCUUUCUCUGGGCAUCAGGGAGUACAAACAGCCACUCUGGGUGUGGGUGGGGGCAUCCAGGGGCAUCCCACAUGGAGCAGGGCAGCCAUUUUAAGAGCGUCUCAACAAGCACAUCAGCGGCAGCUUCAACGACGCCUCAGAGCACAGCAGCUACAACAGACUCACCCAGAAAACCCAAACACCUCCACCACCAACACUACAAGUACUGGUAUGUCUUCCCAAUCCCUUCACUCCCUGGUAGGUCUACCACCAGGAAGAGGGACCACGGCCAAAGGCUUUGCCCACAUCGAGGUGACCCUGGCUGGGCAGCAGGCAGCCCAGCUGGCCCAGCAGCACUGCGAUGCGGCCGGGAGAAGAAAGAGCUACGUGUGCCGAGCCUGCGGUAAGGCCUUCACUGGUCAGUCCAACCUGGAGGCUCACCAGAGGGUACACACAGGGGAGAAGCCGUUCAGGUGUGCCACCUGUGGGAAGAUGUUCUCCGAGGCUGGCAACCUGAAGAAGCACCAGAGGGUCCAUACGGGGGAGAAACCCUUUGCCUGUAGCCACUGUGGGAAGCGCUUCGCCUGGAUAUGCAACCUCAAGACACACCAGCAGUCAGUCUGUGGAGAUGGGGGAGAAGGGGUGUGAGGCAUAGAAUUAGAAUCAGUAGACUGGACGGACAUGGUUCUAAAAUCUACGAUAGAAUAUUGCUGACACAGACAUCAACCAACAGGAAUUCAUUCUAAUCAUAAUGAUGUGAGACCGACAACCCCCCAAACCUCCAAAACAAACACUACAAUAUAAAGGAAAUGUAAAGGGAUUAGCAGAAAGAUGUCUUUACAGUUGACACUUUUUUCAGCUCCAGAUAGUUAUUACAGUAGUUAAAGUAAGGGGCUUGUAAUUGUAUGGCCGACACACUAUGUUAGGCAAUUAUUAGAUAAAGUAUCUUUAUUUGAAACUGAAAUGUGGAAUUAAUAUUGAAUAUCAUGUGCAUAUUAUAUGAACAAAUGUGUUCCAAGACAUGUAUUUUUUUAUAUUAUUAGGUAAACUCUUUUUAAUUUGCAAGAUUUGACAUGUGUCUGUGUCAGUCAUGCAAUAGCAAGUAAUGUGGCCACAGACAGUGACAUCAAAAUAAAAUAUUUUCUUAACACAACAGGUAGUACUAAACAGGUAGUACUAAAUAUUCGCAUCGAUUAAGAACUAUUCUGUUCUUUUGUGAGAUCAGCAGGUUCGUUUGAAAAUCAGCUUUUGUUAUUGGGGCCAAGUCACUGUGUAAUACGAAAUGCAACCGCAAUGUGGCAAAUCUUGCAAAUUACUCUCAUGGCUCUCCAUCAUGGGAUUGGGUCUUUCUCACAGGCUACAAGUGAAGACAGACACAUUGGGGGCGCAACUGCGUGCAUCCUUAUCCAAUUCCAGGGUGCAUAUUGAAGAUAUUGGAACCUACUAUCACCCAUAGUACAGAAGUUGACCUAUUCUAUUCUGUGUGAGAAAUAAAUA